AUGGCGUGUGCUUUCAGGGAGUUGAAGUACCACUCCUUGAUUGCAUCUCCCCAAAAUAGUGUGAACCUAUGUGAAUAUUUUCUGAAAAAACCGUGUAUGUCGAACGCAAACAUCACCGGAGAUGCUCCUGAGCGAGUUGUUCUAGACUUUGAAAGAGCAGCUAUAGAAGCAGCUCUCAAGGUCUUUCCAAGGUCAUCUGUGGAACGCUGCUCAUUUCAUCUUGCGCAGGGUUUGCAUCGCAAGAGAAGAUUUCUUGGGGUCGAGGAGAUACAUCAUGAAUUAGAAAGAGAGGAGCCACUCACGGAGUGUUGGGAAAUAGUGAAAGGUACGUGA
Messenger RNA from Haemonchus placei, 333 nucleotides. The record is from the annotation of a GenBank genome assembly. Lineage: Eukaryota; Metazoa; Nematoda; Chromadorea; Rhabditida; Trichostrongylidae.